Molecule: messenger RNA, 573 nt
Organism: Fusarium proliferatum ET1
Lineage: Eukaryota; Fungi; Ascomycota; Sordariomycetes; Hypocreales; Nectriaceae
Exons: 1
Coding region: 1-573 (190 amino acids)
Source: RefSeq, a predicted model, not a curated record
AUGACUCUCCAUGGAAAAGUCCUAGGCGCAGACGCGACAGCGACAACAUACCUUCUAAACUGUCCACCCGACGCGGAAAAUUGUGAACGCAGCGGUCAAACAAUCACGUUAGGUCCUUGGGCCGAGAAAACACUCGCAUCAAGCGUAGACCCAACAGGAGCUAUGGACGUAGUCAUCACCGAGCCACAAGACGGUACAAAGUGGUUUUACUCGCUUCACUGUGAGAUGAGCAGAUCUGUCGCGCAGGACUGCACUAUGAUCAAUAGGCCGGCUGAUGGCCCCUCGACGAUUGGACCGAAGACGUACAGGGGAGAGUCGGCUUUGAGAGAGAUUUAUGGCCCGACGUUUGAGUAUGGGAGGGUUACGCUGACUGCUGGGUUAGAGAAGUUGAAGAGUGAGUAUCCGAGUACUACUACGGCUGAGGGCACGGAGUCUUCUAAGGAAACGGAUAGUUCUACAGCGACAGCGGGGGCUAAUGCACCGGCUGAGUCAAAUGGAGGCUUGAAAGGCGUGAAGCUUCCUUUGGCUACUGUAUGCGCUGGACUGGUUGCUACACUGACAUUGACGCUCUGA